Ailuropoda melanoleuca (giant panda) is the source of this 2558-nucleotide messenger RNA. It is a transcript of the gene SLC35E4, whose product is annotated as solute carrier family 35 member E4. The record is from RefSeq and is a predicted model, not a curated record. Lineage: Eukaryota; Metazoa; Chordata; Mammalia; Carnivora; Ursidae.
AGUGCCCAGGGGACGGGACAGGGGCUGCUGGCCAGGUAUAGAUGCUGGCUGGUACCCCGCUUCCACAAAUGUGGGUGGCUUUGGUGAUUCAGUUUCCCUGUGCCUGCCCAGAGGGGGCCGGCCCUGGGCUGGGAGGGGGAGGAGGUGCUGGAAGUAGGGAGGGGCUAUGGAGGGGCCUUAAGGGGCCCAGUGGUCCAACUCGUCUGGAUGCUGAGGUCCCAUGGAAUAACUGUGGCCAGAGAUCGGGUGGUCCCGAGACUGGUUCUGGGGUGAAGGUCCCUGGGUGGGGGUCCUUUAAGAUGCAGUCUCCUGUGAGGCUGGGGGUUUUAUCGGACUCCCACAGAAAGGCAUCUCAUUGUCUCCGCCCUGCGUUGGUCUCUCUAAGGGGCUUGCCUUGGCGCUGGGUGUGGAGGGGCCUGAUCUCCCACUGGUAGGGGAGGAGAGACAGGCGGACUGGCCACUCCAGCUGGGGGGGGGGUCUCCCGGUGGAGGGACUGCUGGGCGGAUGGAGGAGGGGCUGUGAGCAGGCGGCGUGGGGGAGGAGCGAGACAUCCCUCCCGGCUCCGGGGGCGGGGUCUGGCCAGGGGCGGUGCUGGGGGCUCUUUUCAACUUUCCGGGUGGGGCGCCGGUGGCGGCGGUGGAGGCGGGGUCUAAGAGCGCUGGGCCUCGCCCGCCGGGCGGGCCGGGGCUGAAGACUGGCGGGAGCUGCUGCCGGAGCCGGAGCCGCAGCCGCAGCCGGAGCCGCAGCCCGAGCCGCCGGGAACCGGAGCCGCCGGGAGCCGGAGCUGGAGCGCAGGCCCUGCCGGAGCCUAGCCGAGUCGAGCUCGUAGCCUGGCACCGCGGGCCGGUGUGUCAGCUAGCCGCUGGCUGGGCCUGGGCGCACUGUCGGAGGGAGCGAGCCGCGACCACCGGGCACCACCGGGAGCCGAUGCCCGGAUAGACCCUGCCAGGCCUGGGCCUGGCCUGAACAAGCAGUAGGUCGCGGGGUCUGGAGCGAAGAGAAAAAAGGACGAGAAUUCCAUCUAAUCGUGGAGUGCGCUUAAAAGCGGGAAGAAGAGUGGAGACUUCACCUGGGACCGGGCAGAGGGGCCCGCAGCUUACUAGGCCAGGCUUGAGCACCGGGGAGCCUGGCAUGCCAGCCGCUCGGCCUGGGUUCUGCCCUGCCCGAGCGGGGAGCACAGCAUAGCUCCAGGACCUUGGCUGGCACAGGCCUGGCACAAGCAGCAGGGCCCUCACCUGUCUGAGACUGGGCCCAGGAUCUGAGGAACUGCAUUCGGGCCUGGCCCAGAGUGGGACUCUGGUGGCCCAGAGCUGGUCACUGGAGAGCCGUCCUCCUGCCCCAGACCCACUGGUACGGAUGUGUCGCUGCCCGCUGGAGCACCAUGACGGCAGGAUGACCUCAGCGGAGGCAGUGGCAGUGGCUAGUGGGGCUCGGGUGGCUGGGUCUCCCGAGUGGCCCCCCGACACCCCCCAGGCCCUUGGGCGGCCUGGCCGGGCCCGGGUGGCCGUGGCAGCACUGGUGUGGCUGCUGGCAGGAGCCAGCAUGUCGAGCCUCAACAAGUGGAUCUUCACUGUGCACGGCUUCGGGCGGCCCCUGCUGCUCUCGGCGCUGCACAUGCUGGCCGCGGCAUUGGCGUGCGGCUGGGGGGCACAGCGGCCCAUGCCCAGCCGGACCCGCCGCCAAGUGCUGCUGCUCAGCCUCACCUUCGGCACCUCGAUGGCCUGUGGCAACGUGGGCCUGAGCGCCGUGCCCCUGGACCUGGCACAGCUGGCCACCACUACCACACCCCUGAUCACGCUGGCCCUGUCAGCGCUGCUGCUCGGCCGGCGCCACCACCCGCUGCAGUUUGCCGCCAUGGGCCCGCUCUGCCUGGGGGCUGCCUGCAGCCUGGCUGGUGAGCUGCGGACACCGCCCGCGGGCUGUGGCUUCCUGCUGGCUGCUACCUGCCUCCGCGGCCUCAAGUCCAUCCAGCAGAGUGCCCUGUUGCAGGAGGAGAGGCUGGACGCUGUGACCCUGCUGUAUGCCACCUCGCUGCCCAGCUUCUGCCUGCUGGCGGGCGCGGCCCUGGUGCUGGAGGCCGGCGUGGCCCCGCCGCCCGCUCCCACCAGCUCCCACCUCUGGGCCUGCAUUCUGCUCAGCUGUCUCCUGUCCGUGCUCUACAACCUGGCCAGCUUCUCCCUGCUGGCUCUCACCUCCGCCCUCACCGUCCACGUCCUGGGCAACCUCACCGUCGUGGGCAACCUCGUCCUGUCCCGACUCCUGUUUGGCAGCCGCCUCAGUGCCCUCAGCUACGUGGGCAUUGCACUCACCCUUUCAGGAAUGUUCCUUUACCACAACUGCGAGUUUGUGGCCUCCUGGGCUGCCCGCCGGGGCUUCUGGCAGAGGGGCCGGACUGGCAAAGGCCUUUGAGACCUAGGGGAGCACCUGGGCUCCCUGGGACAGCCCCAGCCGGAGUCCAACCUUGGCCAGUGACCAUGGGAAAAGCAGAGAGCCGGCAGCCACUGGGGCCAUGGAAGAGAGAGGGGGGCCUUCUGGAAGGGCCGCCUUGGAGGCUGGA